Messenger RNA from Anopheles gambiae (African malaria mosquito), 675 nucleotides. It is a transcript of the gene RpL40, whose product is annotated as ubiquitin-ribosomal protein eL40 fusion protein. NCBI's taxonomy places the organism in Eukaryota, Metazoa, Arthropoda, Insecta, Diptera, Culicidae. The transcript is spliced from 3 exons. Gene Ontology annotation, cellular component: ribosome; nucleus; cytoplasm. Gene Ontology annotation, biological process: translation; modification-dependent protein catabolic process; protein ubiquitination. Bases 157 to 543 code for a protein of 128 amino acids. The record is from RefSeq and is a predicted model, not a curated record. Gene Ontology annotation, molecular function: ubiquitin protein ligase binding; structural constituent of ribosome; protein tag activity.
GCGCAGUUAAUUGUCAAACUCGUUUUUGCGUUGGCACGUACAGUGUCAAUAGUUGUACAUGAUCUGACCUGGUGUUUUGGUGUUUGUCGUUGUCAAAACUUCCUGUCGUUUUUCUUUUCCUGUCAAAGUGUACCAGCGAACAGACACGUUGGAAACAUGCAGAUUUUCGUGAAAACACUCACCGGCAAGACCAUCACACUUGAGGUCGAGCCUUCGGACACGAUCGAGAAUGUGAAGGCAAAGAUCCAGGACAAGGAAGGCAUUCCCCCAGAUCAGCAGCGUCUGAUCUUCGCCGGCAAGCAGCUGGAGGAUGGUCGCACUCUCUCCGACUACAACAUUCAGAAGGAAUCGACCCUUCAUCUGGUGCUGCGACUCCGUGGUGGUAUCAUUGAGCCGUCUCUGCGUAUCUUGGCUCAAAAGUACAACUGCGACAAGAUGAUUUGCCGCAAGUGCUACGCACGCCUGCACCCGAGAGCGACCAACUGCCGCAAGAAGAAGUGUGGCCACACCAACAACCUGCGCCCGAAGAAGAAGCUGAAGUAGACGGUUACAUUCAUUCAACGCGAUUGUGCUUGUUUCCUUCAUUACUCUAGCGGAGUGAAGCGUUGUGGAACUAUGUACAUGUUUGGACCAUCAGUGGAAAGGAAUAAAAACACCGAGAGGUUCAAAACGUAA